GAUUUGAUGAUACUGAAAAUGAGGAAAAGAUUAAAAAUGCUAUAAAAAAAGGAUUUGAUGAUACUGAAAACUAUUUUAAAGCACUUGACGUUAAGGGUAUAAAAGGAAACAAAGUUCGAAUGUCCGGUACAACGGCACUAACGGUUAUGAUGACGCCUAAAAAGAAUUUAUAUAUUGCAUUUGCUGGAGACUCUUCUGUAUUUAUUAUGUCAUCGAAUAAAUCAAAAAAGAUUAAUAUAGAACAUAAUUGUCACAAUAAAAAUGAAUUAUCGAGACUUAGAUCUCAAAGACAAAAGGGUUUUAUGUAUACUAUAAAAGCACGUUCGGUAAAAGAUGAUUUAUCUAAUGAAAUACAAUAUACUCGCUCAUUAAGUGAUUUUUAUAUUAAAAGCUUUUUUUCAGAGGGUCUAAUUGUUUCAGUACCAUUAUCAACAAUACCAACUGGAUAUUACGAUGAAGACUCUGCAAUGAAUUUUUCUAUUUCUGAUGAUGAUGAUUUUGACUGA
This is a messenger RNA of Dentiscutata erythropus, 506 nucleotides long. The record is from the annotation of a GenBank genome assembly. NCBI's taxonomy places the organism in Eukaryota, Fungi, Glomeromycota, Glomeromycetes, Diversisporales, Gigasporaceae.